AUCCUCGGCUAUCAGCAGCUGGUUCGAUCAGGUUCGGUUCGGCUCCUCCGGAAUCGACGGUCCUUCUCCUCAAAUCCUUUGUUCAACGCGGUUUACGCGCGCAUUUUGUGAAUGAUCGGGUCGUCUCCAUUCACAGCCCGCACCAGAACUCGGUCUCAGUCCUCGAAGAACCGUCCCGAAGUGCAGACCAGUCGGCCACCUCUCCUUCUCCAGAGCCUCGUGGCAUCGCCGGAAGUAAGUACAAAGUGAAAACGAGAAUGUCCGUCAGCGAAGAAACGCUCGAGCUAAUGAAGGCGGCCAUCCGGAACGGCACCAACCCGGACGGAACGUUGGUGCGAUCGAAGCUCACGAACAUGCUGGUGUGGAAGUCGGCCGAGCAUGACGCGGACGAUCCGUACCUGCAGUGUUUGGUUCCGGCCCUGUUUACGGACGAUGUUCCGGUCCUAGCCGUGCCCGAGGAAAAUUUGCAGCAGCAGCUGCUGCCGCCGGUGCCAGUGCCACUACCGCUGAAAGCAGCGCAGCCACUUCCGGUUCCGAAGCGUGGAGGACGAACCGUCCUGGGCGAGAUUCAGGCGCCGAACGGGCAGACGAAGAAGCCUGGCCUGAUGGCCACCGGCGAGAAGAUUGGCAUGAGCAUGAAGCCGCAGACCGCGAUCGCCACCAGCGUGGCCAAGCAUGAAAAGGAAAACAAACUCAACUGGCAGGACCAGUGGGAGCUGCUGAAGAAGUCCGGACAGUUUUGCAACUUUUGCAAAAAGAACAAGGAACUCCGUGAGAUCUACCAGUCGCAUGACCUGAAGGGACCCGACGGAACGGUCACCUGUCCGGUGCUGAAGCGCUGCGUUUGUCAGUGCUGCGGCGAGCAAGGCCACACCAUCGCUUAUUGUCCCCGGAACGCGUCGGGCACCAGCAUCCUCCAGAUGAUUAACCAUCACAAUCGACUGUGAGCCUCUCGUCCCGGCAGGUAGGAGCUAGGAUCAGGCUAACUUUGCACGAAACUAGAAUGACGCGUACGAUCGAUUGUUUACCCGCUCUUAUUUGAGCUUCGCGUGUUUUGUUUUUUGGUCCCUUGAAUGUUAUUUAUUCUUAAUUUAUUUAACUUAUUCGACUCUCGUUAGGUUUAAGGAAAAGGGAAAGUUUCUCCAUCGAAACACGCAAUCCGCGUUGAAAUGCGCAAUCGAGCGCAUUCUAAAUGUUAUUUAUUCUAUUUAUUUAACUUAUUCAACUAACGUUUUGAUACUAAUUUUCUACAAAAUUGAUAGCACUUUUACAAAUCGUAUCCUCAACAAGCUCUAAUCAGCCAACGCUUAGCGAACCACUAAUCUCUAACAUAGAUUUAAGACAAAGUGAACCUAAUAUAUAUUUCUAAUCAAUUUUCGAAGAACCACAAUGUCCGACCACAAGAGAGAAAAAAUACAAUUCAUUCAGCAUUC
Molecule: messenger RNA, 1433 nt
Organism: Culex quinquefasciatus (southern house mosquito)
Lineage: Eukaryota; Metazoa; Arthropoda; Insecta; Diptera; Culicidae
Exons: 3
Coding region: 258-947 (229 amino acids)
Biological process (GO): oogenesis; negative regulation of translation
Cellular component (GO): perinuclear region of cytoplasm
Molecular function (GO): mRNA binding; zinc ion binding
Source: RefSeq, a predicted model, not a curated record